AUGUUAUACAUCUACACCGUAUUAGCUGCUGCCUUGGUAACACUCGUGCAGGCCGAUAAUUACGCUACUUACCCAAAGAUUCCCAAAACCGCAUCAAUCAAUGGUUUUGCUGACCCCAUAGUUGACUUGUUGCCAGAUUGUGCAAAGGAUUGCGUCAAGUACAGCACUAGCAACACCCCAUGCCCAUAUUGGGAUACCGGUUGCUUCUGUGUCAUGCCCCAAUGGUCAGGAUUGGUUGGUCAAUGUAUUGCCAAGAACUGUAAAGGGGAAGAUGUUCAAAGUGCACGAUUUUUGGCAACGUCAUUGUGUUCAACUGUUGGUGCAAACACUUGGAUGAUGCCUGCUUCCAUCUCAGAUAUGAUGGCAUCUGCUGCAUCUGGAGCUAAGGAGGUUACUACUAUUUCAGGUAAAACUGCCAUGUCAUGGGUAACUGCACCAGGAAGUUCAGAUACAAAUGUUAUUUCAGAGACAGGUUCUAGUAACGGUGGUGCUUCGGAAACUGGUUCAGCAUCAAAUGCUGAAAAAACGUCCGAGUCAGAAUCAGAAUCAGAAUCAGAGACUGCUUCUGUUAAUUCUGCCUCAACCACCAGCGGCAGCAGCUCUACUUCUACUGGAUCAACUUCCAACAUCGCCGCUUUACAAGCUGGUAGCAUGGGAACAGUGAUUCUCUGUGUCUUGGUAAGUUUCCUCAUGUAA
Molecule: messenger RNA, 696 nt
Organism: Lodderomyces theae
Lineage: Eukaryota; Fungi; Ascomycota; Pichiomycetes; Serinales; Debaryomycetaceae
Gene: PGA7
Product: Pga7p
Exons: 1
Coding region: 1-696 (231 amino acids)
Source: RefSeq, a predicted model, not a curated record